AUGCAGCCCAUACAACCGUAUGCCAUCUGGGCUCUGACAGCCCUCAUCGGCCUGCUGCCGUCGACCAAGGCCUUGGCCACGCCACCUGAACUCUCGGCCCUCGAAGAGCUCGACCGGCUCUCGCCCACCCGCGAACCGGUCCCCUCGGCUAUCCACGAUGAUGGUGUCGUCGGAUCCUCUACCGCCUACUUCGACGCAUCGGAUCCGUAUCGCCUCGUUCCCGCUCAGCAUGCGUACGCAACGCCGAUCCAGCAGGACUCGGAAGCAUACCGACACGAACGCAGCCUUGCGUCCGGCCCCAGCUUCGACCGAGGCCCGGUUGACGGUCUGGAUCUGGCACCGUUUCAGCACCGCGCUCCUCUGCAAUCACAUGCCGGCACAGGUUCAUCGACUGGCAUCGAGCAAGCGACGCUCCGGACUCCGACCUUGGCCGCAGACAUCCUCCCGCGAUCGCCCGCCCGUAUGAACGAGCUCCUGAAGCGGGGCAUCGACCUGCUCCGCCGGGGCGAGUACGAGGCUCGAUACUUGGGCCCGGACCUGGUUGGCAUCGGCGGCGACGAGCUCCGGUCCUGGCUCACGACCAUCUACCGAAUCCGUCUGGCCUACUCGAGGAUCACCGAGUACGACUUCCCCGAUGGCUGGAGGCGGUUCGGGCGGGUCGAGAUCGACGUGGUGCGGGACUACAACGCGUUGGCCAACGUGAUGCAGGUGGUGAGGAGGUACACGGGCGGCCCCGACGCCAGCAUGUCGCCGGGCGCCUUCCACGGCCUCACAUGGCCGAUGCAGGACUUCCCCGUCGGCGACUACCGCAUCCACGUCCACACCGGUCGCGGUGGGGAAAAGGCGUUCCGGUCCCGACCGUGGGCCAACCCCGAGCAUCCCGUCGUCGCCUACUAUCGAGGACCGCCCGAUCAAGGCAAGCCAAAGUGGAUCGUCAUCGGCCGGAUGGUGGUCAAGGUCGAAAACCCUUUCUUCGAGUGGCCCUAG
Molecule: messenger RNA, 987 nt
Organism: Pseudozyma flocculosa PF-1
Lineage: Eukaryota; Fungi; Basidiomycota; Ustilaginomycetes; Ustilaginales; Ustilaginaceae
Exons: 2
Coding region: 1-987 (328 amino acids)
Source: RefSeq, a predicted model, not a curated record